UUUUUUUUUUUUUUUUGGUUUUUUCUCCCUAAAGCAUUUUUUUAUUUUUUAUUUUUAUUUUUUGCGUCCUUUCUUUGCAGCCAAACUGAAAGUCACAUUUCAUGCCUGAGAUAAAAUAUAUAUGAAUAUCUAAACAAAUUUAACUGGUUAAAGAAAUAUAGUGACUAAAGGGAUGGAGAUUAAAAAGAUUGUAAUUCUUAGAUGAGUUUGCUAAUUUUUUUGAUUAUUUGAGCAAUUUAAUGCUGACCAAUAGUUUACGAUGUACCAUAUUCCAAGUAUCUGUCUUUUAGAAGUUUGUGUAAUGCAUUAAAAAAAAAAAAAAGGAAAAAAAAAAGCUUAUGUUAUUCUAAAUCAUAAAAUUUACCCUUCUUACGGGACUUGUUAUAUGGCUAACAAUUUUUCGAUUAUUGUCAUGUGAAAAGAUGCCAUUAUUUACCCUAAUGUCUAUAAAAAGUGCAACUGUUAAAGAAAAAAAUUGAUUAUUGUUAAUAAAUAUGUUCGUGCAUUGAGGUGCUAUUGAAUAGAACCGAGUUCGUUGUUGGAUUAGCCUGCAAGAUAAUGGUGCUCACAAAAUACUUAAUUAUCAUAAACCUUGCCUGUCAUGUGCUCUGUUUUCAUUUUAGUUUAAAUGGUUUUCAGAUGAUGGCAACUAAGGAAAACGAAGGUUUCUAUGAGAACCUUUCAAGAAAAGAGCUUCAAACUUGCAGAAGAAUUUAAAAUCAACAUCGUCCGGAGAAAGGAUGGGUGGAAUUAACAAGGAUUCACUUCCUGCUUCUACAACACAACUGCAGUUUGGAGCACAGUUAAACUCCAUGGCGGAUACCAGUAAAGAUAGCUAUGGAUAUAUCCUGAGUUCCAGAGAAAGAGAAAUCCAAAGGAACACUCAGACUGUUAAAUCCAAUGAAUUUGGCUGUUGCCUAGAAUCUAAGACUUAUGAUAAGGAAGUAAGAAAUGGUUCAAUGCAUAAUUCCAGGAAGAUGUCUCGCUGUCAGUGCAAUGGGAAUGGUUUGAAUUACAGCAAGGCCCUAAAAAAAGGCUCUGGUGAGAAAUUGACUUUACAAAAAGAUGGCUUAGUGGAAAAUAUGCCCCAAAUUAGAGAACUAGAUAUUGGUCCAUGUCCUGUAGGAGCUGCUUUUGCUUCCCCCAUGGAAAGUUCCCGAAAAGUUCCUUCCUCUUCUUUUGAGUUUUAUGUCAGAUCAGAGGAGGGUAUCAAUCUUUAUGUUGAUCUGAAUUCAAGCCCAUCUGACUGGACUAAGAGAUUCAAAAAUGAAGUUCACAUUUGUGAGAACGUACAAAGUAACAAAUGUCAAAGUCUUGAUUACGUUCUUGGAUGUAGGGAUGGAGAUAAAGAAUUGGAACGUUCCUUUUUAUGUGAUAUAAGUGCUGACCAAAUCAAGGAUGGACAUGUACAUACCAGAUCUUCCUCAAGUUCAAAAAUAAAAAUAAUUGAUCACAUGGACCUUGCUUCUCUUGAUCAACCCGAGGAAGGUGAUAGACGUUUAAUUUCAUCUGCAAUUCUACCAUGUAGCAUGCAAAUUGAAAGAGGCACCCAAGAUCAUAUAGACCAAGAGGAUCUAUGGACACGGGCCCGGAUGGGGAAAGAUGGAAAAUACGCGAAUGAAAAAAUUGAAAAUUUAGUGGAAAAAAUUAAUGCACCAAGGAAGAAGGCAACGGAAGGAGAAAUUUCAUCUUCACCUCCGGCCGAUAUUCUUACAGAAGCUGUGGGGAUAAAGGAGUCUAGAGAUUGGUUUAGGGGUCGAGGCAAAGGGGCGACUAAUUUUUUCCACAGCCUUAAGCAAAGUUCGCAAAAAAAGAAUGAGUCCAAGACAAGUGAGAGAAUUAGGAAGAUGGAGAGAUUGAUUUUUGGUCUUUUGGAGAUCAUUAAAAACAAAGACAAUGUUGAAGAAAUUAAUAAGUUAAUAUCUACAUAUAAAAAUCUUACAGGCCAUGCCGAUGAUGUUAUCCCUCAAGAGAUCCCAUCUAUUUCUAGGUUUGAUGCUUCUUGUAUUCAUUCAUCACCUAUGACAUUUUCUGAGAUUUUGACAAAAAAAGAAAAUUUAUAAUUAGCAUUAAUAUAUAUGUUUAAAUAAUAAUAAUUUUGUUAUUUUUUAUUAUAUAUGUUUAUUUUUGUAAUUGUUGUUGCA
Molecule: messenger RNA, 2144 nt
Organism: Ziziphus jujuba (common jujube)
Lineage: Eukaryota; Viridiplantae; Streptophyta; Magnoliopsida; Rosales; Rhamnaceae
Exons: 6
Coding region: 741-2063 (440 amino acids)
Source: RefSeq, a predicted model, not a curated record